This is a messenger RNA of Lathyrus sativus (Indian pea), 2730 nucleotides long. The record is from the annotation of a GenBank genome assembly. NCBI's taxonomy places the organism in Eukaryota, Viridiplantae, Streptophyta, Magnoliopsida, Fabales, Fabaceae.
AUGGCUGAUUUGGUUCAAGACGAACAAAAGGUUCUUGAAAUUGACGAAGAGGGACAGAACAGGGGAACUGAAUCUGAGGGAAACAACAGCAACAACAACAAGCGUAUAAAUUUGGAGGGUCAAGGAGAAAAAGAUAUGCAAGGGAAUUCGAUUCAUAGGUCCAGUUCGAGGCCUCAACUUGAUGUUAGUAAAGCUGAAAUUCAAUCUAAUGUGGAGGAUAAGUAUCCCACCAUAUUGUUGCCUAAUCAAUCUGAUGAUUUGUCUCACCUUGCUCUUGAUAUUGGAGGAUCUCUGAUAAAGUUGGUGUACUUUUCAAGACACGAAGGUCAAUCAGAUGAUGAUAAAAGGAAGAAAAGUUUAAAGGAGCGAUUGGGGCUUUCAAAUGGUAAUAGGAGAAGCUUUCCUAUUCUUGGUGGAAGGCUUCACUUUGUGAAGUUUGAAACAAGAAAGAUCAACGAGUGCUUAGAUUUCAUUCAUUCAAAGCAGCUUCACCGUGGUGGGUUGGAGUCACGUUACUCAGAUGCCACGGCUAAUGAAAAUGCCAUAAUUAAGGCUACUGGAGGUGGAGCAUACAAGUAUGCUGACCUUUUCAAAGAAAGACUCGGGGUUAGUCUUGACAAAGAAGAUGAAAUGAAUUGUCUUGUGGCAGGAGCGAAUUUCUUGCUUAAGGCAAUUCGACAUGAAGCUUUCACACACAUGGAGGGCAAGAAAGAGUUUGUUCAAAUUGACCAUAAUGAUUUGUUCCCUUAUCUUCUAGUUAAUGUUGGUUCCGGUGUUAGUAUGAUCAAGGUUGAUGGGGAUGGAAAGUUUGAGAGGGUUAGUGGGACAAAUGUUGGUGGUGGUACAUAUUGGGGCUUGGGAAGACUGUUAACAAAGUGCAAUAGCUUUGAUGAGUUGCUUGAGCUAAGCCAGAAAGGAGAUAAUAGAACUAUUGACAUGCUUGUUGGGGAUAUUUAUGGUGGUUUGGAUUAUUCUAAGAUUGGUCUAUCGGCUUCCACUAUUGCUUCAAGUUUUGGGAAAACUAUAUCAGAAAAAAAGGAGCUUGAAAACUACAGGCCUGAAGACAUAUCACUCUCUCUUCUACGGAUGAUUUCAUACAAUAUUGGCCAGAUAGCUUACUUAAAUGCAUUGCGAUUCCGGUUGAAGAGAAUAUUUUUUGGAGGAUUUUUUAUCAGGGGUCAUGCUUAUACAAUGGACACUCUUUCUUUUGCCGUUCAAUACUGGUCUAAUGGGGAAGCACAAGCAAUGUUUCUGCGACAUGAAGGCUUUCUGGGAGCUUUAGGUGCAUUUAUGAGUUAUGAAGAGCAUGGUUUAGAUGACCUCAUGGUGCAUCAGUUAGUCGAAAGGUUUCCUAUGGGUGCUCCAUAUACUGGAGGCAAGAUACAUGGCCCGCCACUUGGAGAUUUGAAUGAGAAGAUUUCGUGGAUGGAGAAGUUUUUACAAAAGGGAACAGAAAUUACUGCACCUGUACCGACGACUCCUGUUGCUGGAACUACUGGACUUGGGGGUUUUGAAGUCCCUUUGUCAAAAGGAAGUGCUUUGCGAUCUGAUGCGAGUGCUCUAAAUGUUGGUGUUCUCCAUCUAGUACCAACUUUGGAAGUGUUUCCAUUGUUAGCAGACCCAAAAUUGUAUGAGCCCAAUACAAUAGAUCUAGCAGAUCCCAGUGAAUUAGAAUAUUGGCUCACAAUUUUGUCAGAGCACUUGCCAGAUCUUGUUGACAAGGCUGUUGCUAGUGAAGGUGGAACUGAUGAUGCCAAAAGAAGGGGUGAUGCUUUUGCUCGUGCAUUUUCUGCCCACUUGGCAAGGUUAAUGGAGGAGCCUUCUGCAUAUGGGAAGUUAGGUCUGGCCAAUCUACUGGAAAUGAGGGAAGAGUGCUUGAGGGAAUUCCAGUUUGUUGAUGCCUACAGAAGUAUAAAGCAGAGGGAAAAUGAAGCAUCACUUGCUGUUUUACCUGACUUGUUUGUGGAACUUGAUAGCAUGGAUGAGGAAACAAGAUUGCUUACUCUAAUUGAAGGUGUUCUUGCUGCAAACAUUUUUGACUGGGGAUCUCGUGCAUGUGUGGAUCUCUAUCAUAAAGGAACAAUUAUUGAAAUUUACAGAAUGAGUCGCAAUAAAAUGCGCAGACCAUGGCGGGUGGAUGACUUUGAUGUCUUCAAAGAGAGAAUGUUAGGGUCCGGAGGCAAGAAGAAGGCUCCUCAUAGAAGAGCUUUACUUUUUGUUGAUAAUUCAGGUGCUGACAUUGUUCUAGGGAUGCUCCCUCUGGCUAGGGAGCUCCUCCGUCGUGGAACUGAAGUAGUUCUGGUUGCAAACUCGCUACCUGCUUUAAAUGACGUGACUGCAAUGGAGCUUCCUGAUAUUGUAGCUGAGGCUGCCAAGCAUUGCGACAUUCUAAGGCGAGCUGCUGAAGCUGGAGGUCUACUUGUUGAUGCGAUGAUUAAUACAGAUAGUUCGAAAGAAAAUUCAUCUUCGGUCCCCUUGAUGGUUGUUGAGAAUGGAUGUGGUAGUCCAUGUAUAGACUUAAGACAGGUCAGCUCUGAGUUGGCCGCUGCUGCAAAAGAUGCUGAUUUGAUAAUUUUGGAAGGGAUGGGUAGAUCUUUACAUACUAACCUCUAUGCCGAGUUUAAAUGCGAUGCUUUGAAGCUUGCGAUGGUGAAAAAUCAGAGAUUGGCUGAAAAGUUGAUUAAAGGGAACAUAUAUGACUGUAUUUGCAAAUACCAGCCUUCUAGUUGA